AUGUUUCUGAGGCCGUGGAAAUGCUUUGUGUCUCUCUUGACGGAUUCCAAAGAAUUGGCUACAGAGUUAGAGCUAGAUGAUCUAACAUUACCACGGAUAAGUGUUUCCCCUGCGAUGAAAUUAGUAACCACAUCUUUGGAUGAGAGGUUCAGUCAACUGAAAUCUCAUGGUGAUUAUUUUGAUUUUCUCUACAUCAGCGAGCUGAAGAAUGCCCCUCCUGACAGCCUGAACACAAAGUGUAGAAACCUCGCAGAGAUUUUGCAAGAUCAUGAGUCAAGCGACAUUGAUGCACUGGAGUUGAGGGUAGAUUUAAAAGUGCUUUCCACAUUGUUGAAACGUGGAAUAGUUCCAAAAGAGACUCUACAGUUUAUAGGAAGACAUAAUUUUUGCCCUUAUGUUAACAUUGCUCUGAGAAUUCUCCUAAGACUCCCAAUGACAGUUGUGAGUGGAGAGAGGAGCUUCUCAAAACUGAAACUGAUAAAGACAUACCUCCGAUCAAUGAUGAGCCAAACUAGUUUGAAUGAUCUUGCAACAAUAUCGAUUGAGCACGAACAUGCAGAAGACUUAAAUUACACAGAUCGUGUGAAAGAGUAUGCACAAGCAAAAUCCAGGAAGGUUCGAUUUGUCUAG
Messenger RNA from Schistocerca gregaria, 630 nucleotides. RefSeq lists its product as uncharacterized. The transcript is spliced from 2 exons. Bases 1 to 630 code for a protein of 209 amino acids. NCBI's taxonomy places the organism in Eukaryota, Metazoa, Arthropoda, Insecta, Orthoptera, Acrididae. The record is from RefSeq and is a predicted model, not a curated record. Gene Ontology annotation, molecular function: protein dimerization activity.